CGCAUUGAUAAAGGCAGGCUGUCAACGACGCAAUGGCCCACAGAGAGCUGCGCCACGGUGGGGUGGGUUACAGCAAAAAACACUCAACAGGAACAGUGUCGGCGAAUGCAGUCCCACACACAAGGGCACCGCAGUAGACAGCCUCCCACCAUUUUUUUUGGACAAUAGCGGACGCUGAAAGUCAUCCGUAUCCCACCGGGGGAAAGGAGAAUUUGGCUCACUGCAACAAUUUUCCUUGUCGGGGGAGACGCGUACAAGGGCACACGUCGUUUUGCUACCUGAAGUUAGUCCAUUAUUCCCCCCAUUGGCUGUUUUUAGAGAACCGGUCCGUGGCAUCUUGACAACGGUGUGUGAAGUGUAAAAAGCUGUACGGGAAGGAACCGUCAUCAGCAUGGAGAACGCUCACACGAAGAGUGUGGAAGAAGUUUACAGUUAUUUCUGCGUCAACGAGAGCACAGGACUCUCGCUGGACGAGGUGAAGAGGCAGCGGGAAAAAUGGGGCCUGAACGAGUUACCAGCAGAAGAAGGGAAAUCUUUAUGGGAACUUGUCCUUGAACAGUUUGAAGAUUUACUUGUGCGAAUUCUUCUGUUGGCUGCCUGUAUUUCUUUUGUCCUGGCAUGGUUUGAGGAGGGAGAAGAAAGCAUUACAGCCUUUGUGGAACCUUUUGUAAUUUUACUCAUUCUUAUUGCCAACGCCAUUGUUGGUGUGUGGCAGGAACGCAACGCUGAAGAUGCCAUUGAGGCGCUGAAGGAGUACGAGCCUGAGAUGGGCAAAGUGUAUCGGCAGGACAGAAAGACGGUCCAGCGGAUCAAGGCCAGAGACAUUGUUCCCGGAGACAUUGUAGAAGUUGCCGUCGGAGAUAAAGUGCCUGCCGAUAUCCGUAUCUGUUCAAUCAAGUCAACAACCUUAAGAGUGGACCAGUCCAUUCUGACCGGGGAGUCCGUCUCCGUCAUCAAACACACGGACCCUGUGCCCGACCCUCGUGCUGUCAAUCAGGACAAGAAGAACAUGCUCUUCUCUGGUACCAACAUUGCCGCCGGGAAGGCCGUGGGUGUCGUAGUGGCCACGGGCGUUAACACGGAAAUCGGUAAGAUCCGUGACGAGAUGGCGGCCACCGAGCAGGAGAAGACGCCCCUGCAACAGAAGUUGGAUGAGUUUGGCGAGCAGCUGUCCAAAGUCAUUUCCCUCAUCUGCAUCGCGGUGUGGAUCAUCAACAUCGGCCAUUUCAACGACCCCGUGCAUGGAGGCUCCUGGAUCCGUGGAGCUGUCUACUAUUUCAAGAUUGCCGUGGCGCUGGCCGUGGCUGCCAUCCCUGAAGGUCUUCCUGCUGUCAUCACCACCUGUUUGGCUCUGGGCACCCGGCGCAUGGCCAAGAAGAAUGCCAUUGUCCGGAGUCUGCCCUCUGUGGAAACACUGGGCUGCACAUCUGUCAUUUGUUCUGACAAGACGGGAACGCUGACCACCAAUCAGAUGUCAGUCUGCAGAAUGUUCAUUGUCAACAAAGCUGAAGGUGACAACUUCUCGCUGUCGGAGUUUAACAUCACAGGUUCAACCUACGCACCCGAGGGAGAUGUAUACCAGGAUGGUAAACCUGUGAGAUCCUCCCAGUAUGAUGCCCUGGUUGAGCUGGCCACCAUCUGCGCCCUGUGUAAUGACUCCUCGCUGGAUUUCAAUGAGGUCAAAGGAGUGUACGAAAAGGUCGGCGAGGCGACAGAGACGGCGCUGACCUGCCUGGUGGAGAAAAUGAACGUCUUUGACACCGAAGUCCAUAACCUGUCAAAGAUCGACAGAGCCAACGCCUGCAACUCUGUCAUCAAACAGCUCAUGAAGAAGGAGUGUACUCUGGAGUUCUCUCGGGACAGGAAGUCCAUGUCUGUGUACUGCACCCCCAAUAAGUCCCGUUCAUCCUUGGGGAAAAUGUUUGUGAAGGGGGCGCCAGAGGGCGUUAUUGAGCGAUGCAGUCAUGUCAGAGUGGGUAACAGCAAAGUGCCCCUCAGCAAAGGCAUCAAGGAAAAGAUCCUGUCUGUAAUCCGUGAGUACGGUACCGGCCGUGAUACGUUGAGGUGCCUGGCUCUGGCCACACGGGACAGCCCGCCAAAGAUGGAGGACAUGAUACUCUCCGACACCGCCAAAUUCUCCGAGUAUGAGUCCGACCUGACCUUCGUAGGCUGCGUCGGCAUGCUGGACCCUCCCAGACAGGAGGUGGCGGCGUCCAUCAAGCUCUGCCGCCAGGCCGGCAUCCGUGUCAUCAUGAUCACAGGCGACAACAAGGGCACGGCCGUGGCUAUCUGCCGCCGCAUCGGCAUCUUCACCGAAGACGACGACGUCGAGCACAUGGCCUUCACCGGACGAGAGUUUGACGAGCUGGCGCCCAACGCCCAGCGUGAGGCCGUGACUCAUGCGCGCUGCUUCGCACGCGUGGAGCCUUCGCACAAGUCCAAGAUCGUGGAGUUCCUCCAAGGAUUUGAUGAGAUCACCGCGAUGACGGGAGACGGCGUGAACGAUGCCCCCGCCCUGAAGAAGGCAGAGAUCGGCAUCGCCAUGGGCUCCGGCACUGCUGUGGCCAAGUCCGCCUCCGAGAUGGUCCUCGCCGACGACAACUUCUCUUCCAUUGUGGCUGCCGUCGAGGAAGGCCGUGCUAUUUACAACAACAUGAAGCAGUUCAUCAGAUACCUCAUCUCCUCAAAUGUUGGGGAAGUGGUCUGUAUCUUCCUGACUGCAGCGCUGGGCUUCCCUGAGGCGCUGAUCCCAGUUCAGCUGCUGUGGGUUAACCUGGUUACCGACGGCCUCCCUGCGACCGCGCUGGGUUUCAACCCGCCAGACCUGGACAUCAUGGAGAAGCCCCCCCGUAACGCUAAGGAGCCUCUCAUUUCUGGGUGGCUCUUCUUCCGAUACUUGGCCAUCGGCGGGUACGUGGGGGCUGCGACAGUGGGGGCUGCAGCCUGGUGGUUUACGCUAUCGGACGAUGGACCCCAGAUCACAUUGUACCAGCUGAGCCACUUCCUCCAGUGUUCCCCGGACAACCCGGACUUUGACAACCUGGACUGCGAGGUGUUUGAGUCCCCCUACCCCAUGACCAUGGCGCUGUCCGUGCUCGUCACCAUCGAAAUGUGCAACGCUCUGAACAGCCUGUCGGAGAACCAGUCCCUGCUGAGGAUGCCCCCCUGGGAGAACGUUUGGCUGCUGGGUGCCAUCUGCCUCUCCAUGUCGCUUCACUUCCUCAUCCUCUACGUGGAACCUCUGCCUGUCAUCUUCCAGAUCACACCGCUGGACUCCACCCAAUGGAUGAUGGUGCUGAAGAUCUCCUUGCCUGUCAUCCUGCUGGACGAGCUGUUGAAGUUUGCGGCCAGGAACUACUUGGACUUGGGUAAACAGCCGGAGAAGUCCGGCGGCCACAAAGGCUGCUCCUUGUCUGCAUGCGCCGAGGGCAUCUCGUGGCCGUUUGUGGCCGUGUCCCUGCCACUGGUGCUGUGGAUCUACAGCACCGACACUAACGUGGCUGCCGUGUUGUGGCCCUGACUGACCAUGCCCCCCCCCGUGGACUCUAACACACGCAUCUAACACAAACUCUGAUACUCUCCAUCUUGAUCUGACAGACAGAUGGACGUUUUUUUAGCAGAGGAGAGCUUGGCGGUUUAGUCAUGGUAGUCAUGGCGACAUCAGGUUUUUUUUUGUUGUUCCAAAUAAUAUUUUUUCAUCGUCAAAUAAGUAUAAUACACUGUAAAAAGUCAAAUACAGGUCAGAAGUACUUCGAUUUGACUAAAAAGGAUUUUUGUUCUUACAAGGCAUUUAUUUAUCUUAAAUGUUCUAUACAAAGUCGACAUCGUACAUAAAAGAUGAGGAGGCCAUUUUGUUGUAGUGUUAUUGUUAUUAUUAUUGCUAAACAGUUGCAUAAUAUUAAAACCUUCAUACAGUCACUUACUGUUCAGUGCCAAGUAAGCUUGAAAAUAAUAACUAAUAAUUAUUAUGAGGGGCUGCAUGGUGGUCAGGUGGUUAGCGCGCGGACCUCACAGCUAGGAGACCCAGGUUCAAUCCCACCCUCGGUUAUCUCUGUGUGGAGUUUGCAUGUUCUCUGGUUUCCUCCCACAUUCCAAAAAACAUGCUAGGUUAAUUAGCGACUCCAAAUUGUCCAUAGGUAUGAAUGUGAGUGUGAAUGGUUGUUUGUCUAUAUGUGCCCUGUGAUUGGCUGGCCACCAGUCCAGGGUGUACCCCGCCUCUUUUCGUGAAGACAGCUGGGAUAGGCUCCAGCACCCCCACAACCCUCGUGAGGAUAAACGGUAGAAAAUUAAUGAAUGAAUGAGUUCUCCUCCUAUGUUGUGUGGAAGUGGUAACUUUUUGGCUUCUUAUUUUCUUUCCCCACCCUCGGCCAUCUCUGUGUGGAGUUUGCAUGUUCUUCCCGUGCAUGCGUGGGUUUUCUCCGGGUACUCCGGUUUCCUCCCACAUUCCAAAAAAAAACAUGCUAGGUUAAUUAGCGACUCCAAAUUGUCCAUAGGUAUGAAUGUGAGUGUGAAUGGUUGUUUGUCUAUAUGUGCCCUGUGAUUGGCUGGCCACCGCCUCUCGCCUGAAGACGGCUGGGAUAGGCUCCAGCACCCCUACAACCCUCGUGAUGAGGAUAAACGGUAGAAAAUGAAUGAAUGAGUUCUCCUCCUAUGUUGUGUGGAAGUGGUAACUUUUGGUAGAAAUUGAAUGAAUAUUGCCCAUGAUCUGAAUGUGUCACAGUGGCCAGUUAUGCUUAUGUCGACAUACGCAGCCAAUCUGAGGGUGUCGACUUAAACGGGUUCUACAAAGGUGUAUUAUAUUCCAUAUGUACUAAGAUAGGAGUGCUUCCUUGAGGUACACAUAGUAGUGCCUGGUAAGAAGAAAUAUCUUUUUAGCCAAAACAUGAGCACCUUGAGUUCAUAUAUUUCAUGUUGUCUUUCUGCGGCGUAUUCAUUUAGGAAUUAGGAGCUUUUCUUCAUGAUUUUUCUGCAUUAGGCGGAGCACAGCUACCUCACUGCUAUUCUAGUAACAUACAUGGCGAGGGUGUCCAAACUUUUUCCCAUCCCGUCACGGGCCGCAUGCAACAAAAUGAAAAGAUGCGGGGGGCCAUUUUUUAAUAUUCUCAUACGUACCGAAAACAAUUCAAUGUUUGACGUUGACGUUCUCUGAUCAAACAUUUGCAAUAAAAGUGACCGUUGUAAUUAGACUUAUUGUAUGACUUAUUAAACGCAUUUAAAAUAUAAAUCAUAAAAUUCCAAUUCCAAGCAUAAAAACUACUGUUACUGUAAUGUUGGGUGCGACACACAAGCACCAGACUUGAUGGCCGAAACAACAGGCUUUUAUUGCAAGUUUGAAUAAGAUCUCUUAACACGGGCUAAUGUUGUAGCCGUAAACCACACCAAGCUAAAUUUCAAUUUUGGCACCCCCAAAAUAUUAAAUAUUUUUAUAGUCUAUAAUUAAAAAAUAUUAAAUCAUGACUGCUGUAAUUUUUUUUUUAUAGUUGAGGCAAUUAAAUGUUUUUUUUUUUAUUCUACACUGGUCGCUAGGUGUUACUGUUACUGUAAUGUUGGGUGCGACACACAAGCACCAGACUUGAUGGCCAAAACAACAGGCUUUUAUUGCAGGUUAGAAUAAGAUCUCUAACACGGGCUAAUGUGGUAGCCGUAAACCACACCAAGCUAAAUUUCAAUUUUGGCACCCUAAAAAUAUUAAAUAUUUUUCUAGUCUAUAAUUAAAAAAUAUAUAAAAUCAUUACUGUAAUUUUUUUUAUAGUCAAGGCAAUUAAAUGUUUUUUAUUCUACACUGGUCGCUAGGUGUUACUGUUACUGUAAUGUUGGGUGCGACACACAAGCACCAGACUUGAUGGCCAAAACAACAGGCUUUUAUUGCAAGUUUGAAUAAGAUCUCUAACACGGGCUAAUGUUGUAGCCGUAAACCACACCAAGCUAAAUUUCAAUUUUGGCACCCUAAAAAUAUAAAAUAUUUUUCUAGUCUAUAAUUAAAAAAAUAUUAAAUCAUGACUGCUGUAAUUUUUUUUAUAGUCGAGGCAAUGAAAUGUUUUUUUUUUCUUUCCAAUGUGCCCCUAAUAAUCUUUCAUAAUGUAGUAUUGCGGGUUCUUUUUUUAUUGGUACAAAAACAACCCGCGGACUGCAAAUGGCCCCUGGCCCAGACUUUGGACAUCCUUCCAAACGCCUUCGUCCACAUUUUGUCACCUCAUUCCAUUCCAUACACACUUUUUUUUUUCUAUAAUUUGAUCAGUCUUUGAAGUGUAAUGUAUAAAUGUGCACAUACUGUACUUGAAUAUACUGUAUAUGAUACUUCACAUGGAAGUGUGUAUAUCUGUACAUAAUAAUAAUAAUAAUAUUAAUAAUAAGCACAGCAGUAGGACGUAUAGGACGUCAUUUUAGUCGGCUUUUGGUGUGCCUGUACCGACGAGUACUUUGAGCUUUUAUUUUUCUAGGUUAUUUCCUGCAAGGACUUCCUUUUUGUGUGUGUGUGUGUGUGUGUGUGUGUGUACACUAGUGUGACCCUGCAUGCCAACUAUACUACCCGUCCAUUUUUGUGUUAUUGCAUCAUUUUUAUGUAUUUUUUUUAAAAACUAGAAUUCAUAAAUUAGUUUAAAGCGCCUUCAUUUCAAACCAACACAUCAUUUCUGCCAUUUGUUAGUAGACUCGUAUACACUUGGUAUGAUAAUAUGUGCAGUGGUUUAAUUCCCGCUCUCUUUUCUCUUUCCAGCCAAGGCCAUGUAGGCCCAAGUCCCCCCCCCC
Messenger RNA from Doryrhamphus excisus (bluestripe pipefish), 6747 nucleotides. Its product is annotated as sarcoplasmic/endoplasmic reticulum calcium ATPase 2-like. Gene Ontology annotation, cellular component: membrane. Gene Ontology annotation, biological process: calcium ion transport. Lineage: Eukaryota; Metazoa; Chordata; Actinopteri; Syngnathiformes; Syngnathidae. The record is from RefSeq and is a predicted model, not a curated record. Gene Ontology annotation, molecular function: ATP hydrolysis activity; ATP binding; P-type calcium transporter activity.